ACCAAGACAAACUAAACUGAACCAUAACAGUCCGACUGAAAGCACCAUCUGGUCAUGAAGCUGGUGAUCCGUCAGUACCGUCCCUCAGACAAGGACACGGUGCUCACCCUGUUGAGUGAUGGCAGCCUGGAGCACAUCGGUCCAUGUUUUCACAACGCAAUGACCAGCCCUCUCUACCUCGCCAUCACCCUGGCUCUGUGUGUUGCUGGCUACAUGCUUGGCUCUGUGUUAGGGGCUGUGGUGUUACCAGGAGCCUGGGUGGGCCUUAUCUACUACUGCUGUUAUGAGACAUAUGCUAGUUCUCUCAGGCAGAAACUCAGGACAGACAUGCAGGACAUCCCUGGGAACUAUCUGAGCAGACCAGAUGACAAUUUCUGGGUGGCGGAAACUGAGGUUGAUGGGAGGGCUCAGGUCAUGGGUAUGGUGGCUGUAGUGGCCAAACAAAGUGGGAAAGAAAGAUAUGGAGAAAUGCACAAAUUGAUCGUCUCACCAUCAUUCAGACGAGUGGGCCUGGGCUCCAGGUUGGCUCAGACUGUGGUUGACUUCUGCAAAGAACGAGGCUUCUCCAAGGUGGUGCUGGAUACCAGCUCCACUCGGACCGCUUCUGUGGCCCUGUACAAGAAACUUGGGUUCAAUCUUGUCCUCUCGUAUACUAAAAAAACAUGUCCUUUUUGGAUUGUAAAGCUGGCCAUGGUGAAGAAUUUAAUAAUGGAAAAACAGCUGAAGACCUGAAAAAAUCCUGAUAAGCUUCUGUGAUGUCCCUGUUACGUAUCUCCUCAUCAGUGCUUUAAGAUUUUUGCUUCAAUAACACUUCACUGAAACCAUCAUGUCUCACAAAAAUGCCAGACCAAUUUCAGGGGCGACGCCAGGAAUUUUUCAGUGCAGAAGCUCAUUAGUUGAUACAUGAUUAACCUGGGCUACAAUGUAAGCAUAUGGGUGGCUCUAGAGCAUGCAGAUUGUACUUUAAUCUUAUGUCACUUUCUACUUUUACUUCAUUACUUUUCAGAUAUGUGUGUUGUAAUGUUCUAUACAAAUUAAUUUUUGCAAACAUUUGCAUAUUUAAACAUACUAUUUGAGACAAAUAGAUAUUCUAUUGCCUCAGGGUGCCAGUUUGCUGAGACAACUUGUUAAACCGGUCCUUGUUGAGGAGCAGCAAAAUCAAACUUGUGGCUCAAAUGUACUGUAGGAGCUGAAUGUGUUUGGUUGAGUUUUUAUCUGUGGUGUAAUUCACUCAAUGUAUAUGUGGGGUCGCUAUGCUGUUACCUGGGGAGCUCAAGUGUAUAUAGGUGUGAUUGUUCACUCUUUGUGCAGGGUUUGACCCGCAAGGGCAAACGUUUUUUUGACCGCCGCUGUAGCGCUAUAACGCUGUAACUCUUCAUGUCGGUAUUUUGUUUGUAUGUUUUUCUUUAUUUACAUGGCACGGCAAUAAACGCACUGUGUUGUGGAA
Molecule: messenger RNA, 1447 nt
Organism: Centropristis striata (black sea bass)
Lineage: Eukaryota; Metazoa; Chordata; Actinopteri; Perciformes; Serranidae
Product: probable N-acetyltransferase camello
Exons: 2
Coding region: 55-732 (225 amino acids)
Molecular function (GO): N-acetyltransferase activity
Source: RefSeq, a predicted model, not a curated record